AUGCCCCGCCCCUGCGCCCUCGCCUUCCUCGCCGCUCCAUAUCUGGCUGGAUUGUGGCGGCUCGUGGCGGACCAGCCUGGGAUCGCGCUGGAAAGCGCGCUGCGGCUGAGCGAGUUCGUGCUUCACUCGGCGACGGCUGCGCGGCAGGACGUCGGCCGCGUGGGGGUGGAGGACCUUGGCGUGAACGUCUCGGUGGUGGAGUGUUCGUGUACCCCUUGCCCGGCACCCUGGAGGUGCGAAGAAGACGCUGGGCCAGCCUGGGUGCAGGCGUGCGAGCCGGUGAUCGAGCACGUCUUGGAGUCGGAGUGCGAGGUGGUGCCAGUUUUCAACUUCGUGAAGACCAUCGUCGGGGCGACGACCAGCUUCAUCGGACAUGAGCGCGUGCUGGUGUGGCCGCUCUCGACUUCGGUGUGGAUGAUCUACACCGCCCAGGGGCACUUCUACGUGGAAGACACCUCCCUGUAUGAGAAGGUGGUGGCCCUCAAGGGCUUCGGGGAUCGCCCGCCCGGGCUGGAGUCGGUCGACAUCGUGCAGUUCGACCGGCCAGUCCAGCGACAGGAGUUCCUCGACCUGCUGGCCGCGGCCCAGUUGCAUGCGGGCGCCCUUCGAGGCGCGCUCGGGCUGCCAGACUGGCCG
This is a messenger RNA of Prorocentrum cordatum, 636 nucleotides long. Lineage: Eukaryota; Dinophyceae; Prorocentrales; Prorocentraceae. The record is from the annotation of a GenBank genome assembly.